This is a messenger RNA of Laetiporus sulphureus 93-53, 1465 nucleotides long. RefSeq lists its product as uncharacterized. Bases 1 to 1074 code for a protein of 357 amino acids. The transcript has 5 exons. Lineage: Eukaryota; Fungi; Basidiomycota; Agaricomycetes; Polyporales; Laetiporaceae. The record is from RefSeq and is a predicted model, not a curated record.
AUGUCUUAUCUCAGUCUGCCUAUCGAGGAGCUCAUCCGGCUACGGGUCUCCAUCAGAGUCCUUGAAUCUGGCGGAUUCGCCUUCAACCUUCAACCCUCAUCCAGUGAUCAGACGGGGAAUGACGACAAGAGUCGCGUUCUCCAGCCCUCGUACUCAGUCAAGAUUGAGGCAUCAGAGGACAAGGAUGGGCAUGUUCUGCGUAUUUUCGCCGUCUGCGAUGUCACCUCGCCGCAAAACCAGGAUCCCUUAUCUAAUAAGAGUCCCUUUGAGAGCACAACGUCCGGCAAGUCCUCUAUUCCUGGGAACGUCCAAUACAUGUCAUGGAAGAUUACUUGCAGGCCUACGCGAAACAUACGGAAAUACCAUGAUGGUCAUGCUCGCAACGUAACGACGACUCAGGACACACUCUACGCACAACUUCUCCCCCAUGAUGAUUGGUCAUUCACAGAUCUGGAAAUGCAACAGAUUGUUCAGAGCAUGUGCGGAGCUACUGACCCCGAUCGUCGAGACGUGGGCGCUGCAACAUACGGUGAAGUGCUCGCGUCACAAGAGUCGAGCGCCAGAUCGUCGGCGACUACAUUGGUUUCUACUCCUGCGUCGCCAUCCUCUCCUGCAACGGAGCGCUCGACCUCGUUCAAGGAGAGCGAUUGUGAAGGCGUGUCUCGUACAUCACACAAGGGGGGAAGGCGCAAUCACCAGUGUCCGCACUGUGCGCGCCGUUGCACAAGCGAGUACACUCUCCAAACCCAUGUUCGCUCCCACAGACCGAAGGCUCCUAAAUCGUUGCCAUGCACGAUGGGGUGCACACGGGCGAGUGUGCGAGUGGGUCUGUCAGUCGUGCAGAAGGUUCUUCUCCACCGAAAGGACACUCUCCAACCAUGCAUGCCGGACUGUAGGGCCUACGCGUUGGGAGGUAUAGCUGCCGCUCGUAUAUAUAUGGAAAUGUUAGAACGUUCCGAUGGUAGACUUGAUUCGUGUAACAACUAUUGUCGGGGCAGGAAGUAUCAGGAACACUUUAGAAUGUACAAACACCGUAUCAAGGAUGCAUUCAUUUCUGGCCGUUUGAAUUGCUGAGACGUACUGUUGAGAGAUGAUGGUGACGCUCGAAAGAGCAACCAACAAAAAGACAUAGACCUUAACAACGUUGGCUACAUAUCGACCUCGACGCUGACUCAAUUGCUCAGAAUAUCGUUGAUGUACAAUUGGUCUAAGUAAGAGAGACCGCUGAGCGGCAGGCUCGCGUUGCAUCUAUUGCGACCUACGCCACAGUCAUUGGAGAGGAAUGGCGACGUUUGAACGCGCACGUGAACGGCAGAGGGCGAUUGAAGAGAGUGGAGCCCGUAUACCAUUCUCCAGAAACCUCCACUGGUUUUCCGUUGGAAUCCGUAGCUCUCGUAAUUUCAUAUCUUGCUAGGAUGCUUGCCACAGUGAUCCAGAUCGACGCGAUGGCAACAUGCCGGCCAGG